CUCCUGUUAUGUUAUCCUCGUCACAGUCACACCAACGUUCAGUCAUGCUGAUUCAAGUCCAGUUUGUAAUUAUUAAGUAAAAAAAGGGUACUAAAAAUGAGUAAAUACCAAGCUAUGCAGGAAGGCCCAUAUGGUGUCCAAUAAUUUGUCGGCGUCGUGCUGAUUUGGAAAAUGAAUUGGGAAACUGGCUUGGGAGAAUCUAACCCAACAACCAAUAACGAGGCAGCCCAUUCUAGCGAAGCUUUUAGAUUGACCCAUUUACUUUUAUGUCAGUUCCUUUCAUUUCUCUCUUUUAUGAGCACGCCCAACAAACCGAAGGCAAAAGCACAAUUGCCAUAUCUUGGAAUGAAACUUGUUUGGAAAUCUUUCUGCGUGCACUCUCAAUAUGUCUCGGAUCUCCGAUCUGGACCAAAAACCUGAAGAAACUCAGAUUCAUUUAUAAAGGAAGGAAAUGCUAUUCCCACCAUAGACUGUCAAGGCGAGAUGAAUGUGAACCACUAUGGAGUAUGUGCUUAGGAACAUUAGGAAUGGAGGACGAGAGACUGUUACCGAUUGCAAAUGUGGGUAGGAUCAUGAGGCAAAUACUUCCUGCGAGCGCCAAGAUCUCAAAAGAAGGGAAGCAGACAAUGCAAGAAUGUGCGACUGAGUUCAUAAGCUUUGUGACAGAGGAAGCUUCUGACAAGUGUCACAGAGAGAAUCGCAAGACCGUCAAUGGGGAUGACAUCUGUUGGGCUCUCAGUGCCUUAGGGUUUGAUAACUACGCCGAGGCUAUUGCCAGGUAUUUACAUAAAUACAGGCAAGCUGAGAGGGACAAAAUAAUCAAUAAUCACAAAAGUAAAGCUCAUGCCCCACUAACACAACACGUGCUUGAAGACUCUUCGGCAAGAAAAUCAAGCUCCCAAGCCGAGAAGCAACGGCCUGAAAUUUCUGCUGCAUCAGAGAAUAGGGUUCCCGAAGACAAGCCUCCUGGACAAAUCAAUCUCGAUGAACUUACUUGAUAUCGUCUAAUUAAUUUCUGCUCCGAUAUUUGAAAGAAGUUGCAGAGCAAGGCCAUCUUUCUUGAAGCAAUUAUGCUUGGUACUGUAAUAGUGUGAGACUGUUUCUAGAGCGUGUGGUUAAUUAGGAAGCUGAGUAGUUCCUGAAGUGUCUUUCUCCCUCAAAUCCCUCCCGACCGAAACUUACUGAACAAAAUGCAGCUUCGAUGGAAAUUCUAUAUGAAUACGAUGAAAUGGUUUCCAGUGCGGGGAUUUAGCCACAGAUAAGGUAUCAGGUUGUCCUGGGGAACAAAAUAAUGGUGAAUUCCAAAUCCACCCAAGAAGUGAAUGUCAGGGUAUGGAAAACUGGCAUAUCAAUGUAAUAGGUUUUGUCGUUUUGGUUUCCUAACCCUAGAACCAGGGACCACUUCGUUUCGAUGCUUUACAUGUGCUUGAUAAAUCGUGAAAAUCGAAUCAUAUCUCAGGCAUGCUUCGCUUUUACUGUAUUCGA
Molecule: messenger RNA, 1485 nt
Organism: Prosopis cineraria
Lineage: Eukaryota; Viridiplantae; Streptophyta; Magnoliopsida; Fabales; Fabaceae
Product: nuclear transcription factor Y subunit B-like
Exons: 5
Coding region: 267-998 (243 amino acids)
Biological process (GO): regulation of transcription by RNA polymerase II
Cellular component (GO): CCAAT-binding factor complex
Molecular function (GO): protein heterodimerization activity; DNA-binding transcription activator activity, RNA polymerase II-specific; RNA polymerase II cis-regulatory region sequence-specific DNA binding
Source: RefSeq, a predicted model, not a curated record